CAAAUUUAAUUUAAAUUUAUUAAAAUAAUAAUCAAUUAGUUCCACAUGCCAUAAGCAGUGCUAUCACAAUGUUGAUUGUGAACUACGCUACUAAAACUAAAAGAAAAUUAUAAAGGUUAGGUUAACCACUUAAUAAAUAAGUAUUUACUUUAAGUUAAGUAUCCCUCUAAAUAAGAAAUCAUGAUGAGAAUACUAAACAGAAAACAUCCAUUAAAAUAUUUCCGCUUGGUGUGCAAUACAAAGUCGAAUCACAUUUUAUUUCCAAAUGCAGUAUGUUACUUUGCCACCACAAUUGAUAUUGACAGUUUCACAUACGAUUUCCUUGAGCGAUAUAAAUCAAAACAGAGAAACAGCAUCACAGAUAUAAACAGUUUCUCUAUACGCCGUUUUAUGGAUCAUGGGAGUAAUGUGAUGGACAUAAAGAAUAUGACCGAGCAGGUAUUGCAUGAAUUCGUUAUGAAGUUACUCACAAGAAAUAAAGACAGUCAAAUAGGAAGAUUAAUAAUAUACUGCCGUGAUAAUCGUAAGCUUCUCGGUGAUAACUGUGUUAAGAGAUUGUUAAGACAUUACAGCUUGGCCGGCAAGCCAGAAAUGAUAAUAAACUUACAGCAUUAUUGUUUAAAAGUAGACCCAAAUACGUACCGAAGGAGUGGAAAGUUUAUGCACUUCCUAGCGAAAGCUCAGUGCUUCAAAGGGAAUUCUGAAAAAGGUUUAUCUAUACUUACUGAAAGUUACGAAAAUAAUGUAAGCAUGCGUAGCUUUUAUAGAAUUAUAUUUAGAGAAUUAAUACAAGAUGCUGUAUUGAACAAAUCAGAGGCCUCAAUGGUUAUAUUUAAGAAGUAUGCACUAAAUUUUAGUGAAGUUUGGAACGAUCACUAUCCUUUGAUAUGUUUCUGGCAUUUGUGUUGGUCAAGCAGUUGGUUCUCGGACCAAGUCCUAGCCGAUGAGUUAUUGGAAACAAGUGAAGCUUUAAGAGAUAUAGUGAGAGACAAAGCAACAGCAUUCAGCAUAACAGCCCUUAAAGAAGAUUACAAUGAAGAUGCAGUCACAAGAUUAUUGCAAGCACUUCUCAAAUACAAAUUUAUGACUGAAUAUGUGAAAGUGCUUCAAGUACUUUUCAAUUUUAAGUUGAGAAUCCGAGAUAUACGUGGUUGCACAGAAAUCAUGAGAAAUUGCGAGGUACUCGGUCUUGCUCUGCCAUCAGACCAGCAAGGGAGGUACAUAAAGAUGUUAAUACACGGCGAGUCUGGCAAACAGACAGCCAAACCUACCGACGAAACCACUAAGAACUUCAAACUUAAGUUUUAAAAGCUUACCUUAUUACCACAAAAAAGUUAAAAAAUGUCGUACAGAAUUUGCCCAAACAAAGUUUUUAACCGUGUCUAAGUUUUUUGUAGUAAGACCGUUAAUUUUUUUAUCAUUGUUUUAUUAAUAACCUAGCAACGUAACAGAGUGAAAUAUAUUUUUAUCACAG
This is a messenger RNA of Chilo suppressalis (striped riceborer), 1474 nucleotides long. The record is from the annotation of a GenBank genome assembly. Lineage: Eukaryota; Metazoa; Arthropoda; Insecta; Lepidoptera; Crambidae.